AUGCCACCUCGCUCGCGCCGCCAUGUGAGACACAACGUCUGCCUUCGACAUCAGGCCCCUCUACCAGACGAUCCGGUGGUCAGCUUUAGCAGUGAUGAUGACAUUCCGGCAUUCAGGGCAUCGACAUCGCCGGCUUUGCCUUCUGCUUCUGCUCCUCCCAGCAUGCCGGAUGAGCUCACUUCCUUGCGCCUCCGGGUACAGGCAUUGGAGAAUCAGCUUCAUGCUCGAGACGUUCUCCCUGCUGCUGGUGGUUCGGCACGCGCUUGGUUCAACCAUCUUCGCCAGUUCGUCUACGAGUCACCUCUGCCUUUGCUGCAAGGUUCGGGCAUGCCGCCGUUGGAUGUCGCCGUCAUCCUCGCAUUGCAGGAGACCGACGCUUGCUGUGCAGCCCUUGGCUCAGCUUUGGAGUCGUUGGAGGCGCGCUUGCUGUGCGGGCCGACUCGCUUCGAUCCGAUUGCUCCCGUGGUGCCUCCUGCUCCUUGGAUUACUGACCUUCGAGAUCAGGUUCGUGCCUUGUCAGCGAUGGUUGACACCCAUCAGCGGCUCUUGAACGGCCUGGCUGGUUGGAUCCCUCUGUCUCCCUGCCCUGUCGACCCUCCACCAGAUACGUGGGCCGUGGGGACCACCUACCGCAUCGCCGUCCUCGAAGCAGCUUUGGGUGGUGUGAAUGCUUCCGAGUCCUCUUCCACAGCUUCUAGUUCAGUGACAUCGCGGCUCUCACGUCUGGAGGCCCAAAUGGCGGCACUGCAGCAGUCUAUGACAGUCAUGAUUCGACGGCGGCUGCUUUUUCUUUUGACGAGGCAGCUUUAUUCGGAGGAUGGCUUGCUCUCGGAGUCCUACCGCGACUACUACAAAUGCUUGCGCGGCUCCGGUGCUGCGUCCUCGGCUACGGACUUCUAUGUCACCGUAUCUUCGGCCAUCAUGGACUACACCACCUUCGGGAACGCUUCCAACAUCGAAGCUUUUCUCAAUGCUCGCAAUUCGCAGCUGGAUCGGUGGUUGGGCAUUGCUCGCUCUGCACGCAAGGACAGUGACGUGGUCUCGGAACUUCUUCGUCAGCCUGGGGGUGAGACACACGUGGUGCGUCUGGUCGUAUCUUAUGCGCCUGCAACUUUGAGUGCCUACUUCAACUGCUGGGAUCAGUGGGUCUCCUUCUGCGCGGUCGUAUCAGAGUCUCCGUUUUCGCCCAGCCUGCGGGUGUUGCUCGACUUCCUCCAGGUGCAUGCACGGGGUACGUCGCAAUCGGCAGUUGGUUGGAUUAAGGGCCUACGCUUUGUGGCACGCCGCCUCGAGGUUCUGUCGUUGGCUUCAGCACUGGCAACCUCGGCUGUAUCUUCUUAUGCUCGCGCGGCGGUGGCAACUCAACGUCGUGAGACCGCUCCUCUACCACUGUCUUUUGUCAUCUGGCUGGAGAUUCAGAUCCUGGACGUGAAUCUCUCACCCGCUCGACGCUUGCAAUGUGGGGCUUUUCUGACUUGCAUUCUGGCUAGUUUGCGCUGGUCGGAUGCUCUAUGGUCGUCGCCAGCCAAGGUUCAUGCCGUGGAAUCUGCUGUCCUGGGUUGUGCUACGCGAACCAAAACGACAUCGCGUUCCAUGCCUUGGGCUGCUCUGGCCAGCGGUUUUACGUCCCGCCCAGUGGGCAGCUCGGGUUGGGGCCAGGUGUUCGUGCAGCUCUUGCAGGAAGCAGUGCAUACGACCACAUCUUUGCACCCCAACUUCGAGCCGGAUUUUCUGCUGUCGGAGCUCGGCGACGACCCCUGGCGACCCCAGUUGCUGGGUCCUCUCUCUCGACACAGGGGUAUUCUGCUCCUGCGGUCUUUGCUUCGGGAUUGCUACUCUUCCACGCCGGCCGAGAAGCGUCCAGAUUUGGACCUUAUCGGGGUCCACUCUCUUAAGGUCACACUCCUGUCCGUGGCGAAACAGCUGCUGCUCGAUGAGAAUCUUCGUCGUCAGCAAGGUCAUCAUCGCUCCGGUUCCGGGGCGAUGCCAGAGUUGUAUGGGCGUGAUGACAUCGCCGGUCCCUUGGAGUUGCAGCAGCAAGUGGUGCGAGCCGUUGCGGCGGGCUUUCGCCCUUUACGUCCGAGCGCUCGUGGCUCUAGGCCACCCUUGCCUGAUGUGCCGUUCACCGUGCCUGCCCUUGCCCCGGCCGAGCCAGGUGGUGACAUUCCGGCCUUGAGUGCCAGACCACCAGCGGAGUUGGACGUGGACUCCUCGAGCGAUUCUGCGGACGAUGAUCCUGGAUCUGGGUUGGUACGUGCAGCGGCUUCGUCCUCGACCUCUGGCACCUUUGACCUGGUCUCGUUCGCUCCGGAUGGUGCUCCCGCCUCUACAUGUGUACCUCUCCCAGCGGUUACUUCGGACGAGGCGAAUUCUUCCAGUUCUCCAGAUCCGACUCUUGGUGCAGCUUGGCAGGCGGCAGAGGAUGCAGAGGAGUUUGAGUUCCUUUUCAACCCAGUCAGUCAUGUUCUGCACCUAGCCAAGACCUGUGAUUCUAGCCAUCCAGCGUGCCAGUUUCGACCGACACAGCCUGGGGAGCCUUCUCUCCGCACAGGCUGUGGGAUUCGCGGUUGCUUGGCCGAAGGUCAUCUGAUGCGCUGCUCCGAAGUACCAGCAGGUAGCCGGCUUUGUUUGAAACAUGGCUGCUGCCGUGAGCAAUCUGUCCAGAGAGCCUUGGCUGCGUAA
This is a messenger RNA of Symbiodinium natans, 2682 nucleotides long. The record is from the annotation of a GenBank genome assembly. Lineage: Eukaryota; Dinophyceae; Suessiales; Symbiodiniaceae.